Molecule: messenger RNA, 3116 nt
Organism: Galendromus occidentalis (western predatory mite)
Lineage: Eukaryota; Metazoa; Arthropoda; Arachnida; Mesostigmata; Phytoseiidae
Gene: Nedd4
Product: E3 ubiquitin-protein ligase Nedd4
Exons: 12
Coding region: 442-2853 (803 amino acids)
Biological process (GO): regulation of dendrite morphogenesis; protein ubiquitination; ubiquitin-dependent protein catabolic process
Cellular component (GO): cytoplasm
Molecular function (GO): protein binding; ubiquitin protein ligase activity; sodium channel inhibitor activity
Source: RefSeq, a predicted model, not a curated record
UUCGCUUCUGUAAAAUUUUCCCCCCGUACGUCUUGUGCGGGUCCACCAUAGACUAGAAAUAAGUACAGCUGUGCUUGUUUUGCACAAACGAAAGAAGAGUGCGGCGUUCGAGGGUACAGAAGGCUUGGUGCUCCCCGUGCUAGUCAAACCCCAAGUCUUAGAGGAAAGGAUCACUGUCGCUCUUACGGGUGGCGGAGGACCAACAGUCACACACUAAGACGGGACAAGCAGUCCCUUGGAAACGGGACGUCGACGGCAACAACGCAAACAGGAAUCUGAGUCCCGUCACUGUGCGUUUCCUCGACUGACCGACUCUUCCGACAACAUCAUCAUCGGACAGUUUCCGUGGGCCUUCGUAAAAGUGGCCGGAAGCCAGCAGCUGUAGUUGUGCUCGCAGGUGGUGGCGGUUGAGCUUCCGAAGACAUGAGGUGAUGUGCGAUCAUGGCAGCCCUGGACGCGGCAGAGGUGUCGCCGGGCCCCGUCCUAGGGAGCGGGGUCAGUCCAGUCCAGGGAACGGAGGAGGAGCGAUACCUCGUUGUGAAAAUCCUCGCUGGUCAUAACCUUGCCAAGAAAGACAUCUUCGGUGCCUCUGACCCAUACGUACGGAUCAGAGUUAUAUUCAAUGAGCAAACGGUCGAUGCGUUUUACACGAGGACGAAGAAGCGGACAUUGAAUCCGGUAUGGAAUGAAGAGUUCAGGCUCUUGGUUCGACCUCUGCGGCACAAGGUUCUUCUCGAAGUAUUUGAUGAAAACAGAUUGACUCGAGAUGACUUCCUCGGUGUCGUUGAGCUGCCACUGCAUCAGAUCGGAGAGGAUCCGUCUGACAAAUUCUACGUUCUACGGCCUCGCAGCGCUAAGAGCCGGGUGAGGGGUCACCUUCAACUUAGUCAUUACUACGCUGCCUCCAACGAGGAUCCCCUUCAGGGUACGACUGGCGCAGAACAUGGGAGAGUUCAUGGUUCUGAGCAGUCCAACCCGGAUUCCUCGUGGGAGAUCGUUGGCAGCGAGGAGGCGACACCUUUACCGGAAGGCUGGGAAGAACGCGUGGACGCGAACGGACGUACGUACUACUUGAACCACAUUGAGCGGACAACUCAAUGGAAUCAUCCGAGUGGAUUAGGCCGAACGACGGAAUAUCGCAACACACACAACAACAGCACAAGCAGCGGCGGUGGAAGCGACAGCCACAGCGGCGGCAUCGGCGAUUCGAGCGUGUCAAACUUGCAAAGCUCACAUCACCAUGCCGCUUCCGGUCAGAACGGACGAAAUGAGUCGGUUUCAUCGUCAGCGGACGCAAUCGGCCUCUCAAUCGGUUCGCUCUCAUUGAAUUGUCAAGGAAGAGUUCACAUUUCGCAGGAGGAUCACAUCGAUUCCGCGGGUCUUCCAAUUGGAUGGAGCCUGCAGAAGGCACCGAGUGGUCGAACCUUCUUCAUCGACCACAACACGAAAACAACAACAUGGAUUGAUCCUAGAACCGGGAAACCGUCACAGAUAGGUCAAUCCAGCGGCGGAAUCAGCGAGAAACAAGCUGCAUCUGCAGCAGUGGACGAACUGGGACCCUUGCCAGAUGGAUGGGAAGAGCGCAUUCAUACCGACGGACGCAUCUUCUUCAUCGAUCACACAAACCGUAGAACGCAAUGGGAGGACCCCCGAUUCAACAAUCCGGAACUUGCCGGGCCUGCUGUGCCCUACUCUCGCGACUACAAACGCAAGUACGAUUAUUUCAAAUCGAAGCUGCCCAAACCGCCCACCACGCCUUCGGGAGGGCACGCCAAGCUUGAGCUCAGAGUGACGCGAUCAAACAUCUUCGAAGACGCUUAUAUGCAAAUAUCCUCGGUGACGAAAACAGAAUUACUCCGCACCAAGCUUUGGGUCGAAUUCGAUUCCGAAGAGGUGUUGGAUUACGGAGGAGCGUCGAGAGAAUUUUUCUACCUCCUAUCGAAAGAGAUGUUCAACCCCUACUACGGACUCUUCGAGUACUCCGCUGCAGAUAAUUAUACGCUCCAAGUGAAUCCGAUGUCAGGCGUAUGCAACGAAAAUCAUAUCCCAUACUUUAAAUUCAUUGGACGAAGCGCUGGCAUGGCGGUUUACCACGGGAAACUUUUGGAAGCUUUCUUCAUCCGGCCUUUCUACAAGAUGAUGCUGGGGAAAAACAUCACAUUGAAGGACAUGGAGAGUGUCGAUACCGAAUAUUUCCGCUCUCUGAAAUGGAUCCAGGACAACGAUCCGCAGGAGUUGGACCUCAGGUUCUGCGUCGACGAAGAUCUCUUCGGUCAAACGCAAGAACGAGAACUGAAGCCCGGAGGAGCUCAGGAGCAAGUGACGCAAGAAAACAAGCAGGAGUACAUCGACCUCGUCAUAAGCUGGCGAUUCGUAUCUAGAAUUCAGCCACAGAUGAACGCUUUCCUCGAAGGAUUCAACGAGGUUGUGCCCCUGCAACUGCUAAAAGUAUUUGACGAGAGCGAGCUUGAACUGCUCAUGUGCGGCAUAGGGAAAAUCGACGUAAAGGACUGGAGAGCCAACACGAUCUACAAGGGUGGCUUCCAUCCGAAUCAGCUCGUUAUCCAGUGGUUCUGGAGACUGGUCCUUUCGUUCGACAACGAGAUGCGGGCGAGAUUGCUACAAUUUGUCACGGGCACAUCGAGAUUGCCGAUGAAUGGAUUUAAGGAGCUUCAAGGUUCGAAUGGGCCACAACAAUUCACGAUUGAGAAAUGGGGUACGGUGAAUAACUUGCCUCGCUCGCACACGUGCUUCAACAGGAUAGAUCUCCCCCCGUACGAAAGCUUUCAAGAUUUGAGGGAGAAGAUCAUCAAGGCCAUCGAGGGAUCUGGAUCUUUCGGAGGAGUAGAUUGAGAGAACCCAGGAAGAGCCUCGAGCAGCAAAGCUUCAAACCAAACUACGGCGAACAGAGUGUGAGGAACGAAUCUAGCUCAAUCAUUCGAACGAUGACAUGCGGCCACCCGGGGCGUUGUUUUCGUUCGCUUUGAACAGGCAAUCAAUAUUUCAUCUAUUCAUAUUUCAUCCAUCCAAUCGAGCAAUCAAUCAUUCCCUGAUCGAUCCGUGGGAUCGGAUGACUAUCCAUACCAAACUCUGCAAUAUUCGAGUGGAGGAGAACA